Messenger RNA from Sodiomyces alkalinus F11, 2229 nucleotides. RefSeq names its product WD repeat-containing protein. Gene Ontology annotation, biological process: positive regulation of actin filament depolymerization; actin filament depolymerization. Gene Ontology annotation, cellular component: cortical actin cytoskeleton. The coding region runs from base 180 to 2012 and encodes 610 amino acids. Lineage: Eukaryota; Fungi; Ascomycota; Sordariomycetes; Glomerellales; Plectosphaerellaceae. Gene Ontology annotation, molecular function: actin filament binding. The transcript is spliced from 3 exons. The record is from RefSeq and is a predicted model, not a curated record.
CGCCAGGUCGUUUCGAGGCACGCUCCUUGGACAUCAUCCCCACGCUUCCUGGGUUGCAGCAGGGCCAUUCCUGUUCAAGGAAAAUACUCUCCGCAAUUCAUAAAGCACGCGAAAAUACUUUCCAUACUGUUGGCUUCUAUUCGACAUUCAAUCCCAAGCUUUCUUCAUCUUUUCACGAAAUGUCCCUUACCAUCGGCAAGAUCCUCGCCCCGGCCCCGGCCGUCCUACCUUUAGGCACAGACGAGGGACUGCAACCGACUCAGCUCUCCGUUGACAAUAAGGGAGAACGCAUAGUCUACGCUUCUGGCAAGUCUAUCUAUAUUCGAUCCAUCGACGACCCGUCCGUUUGCAAGCAGUACAACGGCCACAAGAAUGCAACCACAACAGUGGCCCGGUUCUCCCCUAGUGGGUUCUACAUUGCCAGUGGUGACAAGGCUGGGAACGUGAGAAUAUGGGAUGCUGUGGAAGUUGUAAACACCAAGGGCGAGUACCCUAUCAUCUCGGGUCCCAUCAAGGACAUUGCCUGGGACGGCGACUCGCAGCGGAUCAUUGCCGUUGGUAAAGGCAGCGAGCGGUUCGGCCACUGCAUUACCGCCGACAGCGGCAAUUCCGUCGGCGAGAUCAGCGGCCACUCCAAGUCCAUCAAUGCCGUCGCCCUACGGCAGCAGCGGCCUCUCCGGGCAGCGACUGUUUCCGACGAUUGCACCAUGUGCUUCUUCCACGGCGCUCCAUUCAAAUUCAACUCGAAGGUCGCCAACAUACACAGCAACUUCAUCUACGGCACUGCCUUCUCGCCCGACGGCGCUCACCUCGUCACCGUUGGCGCUGACCGUCGUAUCCAGCUCUACAACGGGAAGACGGGUGAACCCACCGUGAAGAUUAGCGAUGGGGAGCAUAAGGGCAGCAUACUCGGGGUGUCGUGGGCCAAGGAUAGCCAGAGAUUCGUCACUGCUAGCACCGACGGUACUGUGAAGCUUUGGGGGCUAGAGCCGGGUCCUGCCAAGCAUACGUGGAACCUGGGUGGCCAGCAAUUUGGCGUCGUCUGGGUCCACGGCAGGAGUGACGGUUUGGUCAUCAGCAUCAACCGGGAUGGUGAUCUCCUUUACCUCCACGAGGGCAGUGACAAGGCAACCAAGGUCGUCCAGGGUCACAACAAGAGCGUCACAGCUCUAGGCGCCUCUUCGGACGGAACUGGCCAGACGCUGUGGACGGGAAGCUUUGAUGGCCGCGUGUGCAAGUGGGAUGUGAGCAAUGGAAUCAGCACCGCGGUAGAGGGCCAUGGCCACACCAACCAGGUCGCCCAAUUCGCCGGAGCGGAUGGACAGACUGUCAGCGUCGGCUGGGACGACAAGCUGAGGACGAUUAACGAAUCUACCGGUUCCUAUGUUGGAGAAGCUGUCUCACUCUCCUCGCAACCCCAGGGCGUGGCCGUCGGCAGUGGGCUUACGUUCGUGGCCACCAUCGAUGGGGUGGACGUGUAUCGAGCGGGGAAGCUUGUCGCUGAGAACCGUCCAGGGUACACUCCGGCUGCGAUUGCGGCGCACGGCUCCAUUGUGGCGACUGGGUCCGGGCAAUCAGUCAAGAUCUACACGGUGGACGCGAACGGCACAUUAUCCGAGACCAAGUCGUUGGACAGGUCGACGCACCCCAUUUCCUGCCUGUCGUUCUCGAAGGACGGCAAGUAUCUCGCAGCGGGAAAUAGCAAUGGAAGCAUCGACCCCUACGACACGAACUCGUGGGAAAUCGCCGGCAAGUGCGCCGAUCGAUGGGCUGCGCACAACAGGAACAAGAUCACCUGUAUAUCUUGGAACGAUGCCGGCACGCACGUCGCCUCGGGCUCGCGUGGCGCUGACGUCGUCAUCUACAGCCUGGCCAAUCCGGGGAGGAAGGUCAAAGCGGAAAACGCCCAUAUAGAGGGUGUCACGGGCGUGGCAUGGGUAGCAGGUGGCAAGGUCGCGAGCGUCGGAUGGGAUGCGGCUGUCAAAAUUUGGGCUACUCCUGCGCUGCCAUAGGUGUGCAGUACCCUGGAAGCCCAGUGGAUUCAUGCUGAAUAAAUGAGACCGAUUAGAAUUCCCACCCUCAUUCUUUACAUGCCAUAGAGCUCCAUACGCCCGUAAAUGAAUGAGUACCCUAUGCAUAUUUGCACUGCUCUAAACAUAAUUUCCGGCGUAUGGUAUGGAUUGGCCCCAUGAACCUUGAGAAGGUAGCGGAGAUAGAGAUAGAGGUUGC